UUAAGUAGCAAUUUUCUUUUUCUUCCUCAUCACAAAGAAGCGGGAAAUAAGCCCUCUCCGUGUGAAGGGAAAACCUCGAUUCAGCUCACGCCAAUGGCGCCAGUGUUGCAGAGCUCUCAGCCAUGGGUGGAAAAAUAUCGACCGAAGCAAGUGAAGGACGUUGCCCACCAGGAUGAGGUCGUUCGAGUUCUCACCAAUACUCUCGAGACAACAAAUUGUCCGCACAUGCUAUUUUAUGGGCCCCCGGGCACCGGAAAAACAACUACAGCUCUUGCCAUUGCUCAUCAGCUUUUCGGACCUGAGUUAUACAAGUCUAGAGUACUGGAGCUGAAUGCUAGUGAUGAUCGUGGAAUCAAUGUUGUCCGCACAAAAAUUAAGAACUUUGCUGCUGUUGCUGUUGGUUCUGCUCGCCAGGGUGGUUAUCCUUGCCCACCUUAUAAAAUUAUAAUCCUUGACGAGGCAGAUUCAAUGACUGAAGAUGCUCAGAAUGCCUUGAGGCGCACCAUGGAGACAUACUCCAAAGUUACAAGAUUCUUCUUCAUUUGUAAUUACAUCAGCAGGAUUAUAGAGCCCCUUGCAUCUAGGUGUGCGAAAUUCAGGUUCAAGCCACUAACAGAAGAAAUCAUGAGCAAUCGCAUAUUAUAUAUUUGCAAGGAGGAAGGUCUUAACUUGGAUUCUGAGGCUCUUUCAACAUUAAGUUCUAUUUCUCAAGGUGAUCUGCGCCGGGCUAUAACAUAUUUACAAGGUGCUGCUCGCUUAUUUGGUUCUUCAAUUUCAUCCAAGGAUUUAAUUAGUGUGUCCGGUGUAAUCCCUGAAGAAGUUAUGCAGGCUCUCUUUUCUGCUUGCAGAAGUGGUAAUUUUGACGUGGCAGACAAGGAAGUAAAAAAUGUAAUUGCUGAAGGAUAUCCAGUUUCUCAGAUGCUUUCUCAGUUAUAUGAUGUAGUUGUUGAAUCAGAAGAUUUAUCAGAUGUGCAGAAAGCAAAAAUAUGCAAGAAAUUUGCUGAGGCAGACAAGUGUCUUGUAGAUGGAGCAGAUGAGUAUUUGCAACUGUUGGAUGUGGCUAGCAAUAUCAUACGUGCAAUUAGUAAUAUGCCACAAGAAUUUUCCUUUGGGAGCUAGACAUGCAGGUCAUUGAGGAUGUUGUCAAAUUCCUACUCCAAGAAACAAAUGGUCAAGGAAUUUAUGCUGGAAAAUCCAUUUAGUUUCCUGUGUAAUCAUGAAUUUCUUUCAUGCUCGGUAUUGCUUAAGCUACAAAUUUCAUAUGCAUGUGCAGAUUCUGUUAUGUACAUUGACAAUGUAUUAAGCUGUUGCCAACCUUCUACAAGCCAUUGUUGCCGUUUCAUGCUCCUGUGCUAGAGGCACGUAUGCUUUGUGCAAUGUCUAUCUUGAA
Sesamum indicum (sesame) is the source of this 1390-nucleotide messenger RNA. RefSeq names its product ATPase family associated with various cellular activities (AAA). Gene Ontology annotation, cellular component: DNA replication factor C complex; nucleus. The record is from RefSeq and is a predicted model, not a curated record. NCBI's taxonomy places the organism in Eukaryota, Viridiplantae, Streptophyta, Magnoliopsida, Lamiales, Pedaliaceae. Gene Ontology annotation, molecular function: DNA clamp loader activity; ATP binding; ATP hydrolysis activity. Gene Ontology annotation, biological process: DNA repair; DNA-templated DNA replication.